ACAACAUGGCCAGAUCAUGGAACUCCGGAGGAGAUGGCCUUGACUGAAUUUCUGUGGCUGGUCAGGACAUCACGUAACACACAGGAUGAUCCGCUACUGGUACACUGCAGUGCUGGGGUCGGCCGGACAGGAACCUACAUCGCCCUGGACUACCUGCUGGACCAGGCUCUGGCUGAGGAUGCGGUGGAUGUGUUUGGUUGUGUCUCGGGGAUGAGAGACCAGAGGAAGGGCAUGAUACAGACCAAGGAGCAGUACACGUGUGUUUACAUGGCCCUGUAUGAAACACUCCAGUUUGGCAACACUGUCAUCGGCGUUGAGGAAUUCAGAAGAAGCCGAGACAUUGAAGGGACAUUCUCCACAGGACGGAUGGCAAUUACAGAGUUCAUAGAGACCGUGAACACUCAAAGGAAGGCACAGUCCCAGGGAACCAGCAUGAGGGGUCGUGUAUGGAUAAAUGGACGCUCGGAUAUUCUAGCUGUCAGCUUACGGUCCCACCUGUCCAUGAAUGGCUACCUGUUAACAGAGGCCCCCUCCGUCACCACGGCGUCUCUGUUCUGGAAACUCACAGAGGAACAGGAAUCUUCCACCGUCAUUGUCCUGCCAGACUCGCAUCAGAGUCUGUCCAGUUUUGUUCCCACCCCAGGAGACAGCCUGGAUCUGGGCCCUGUGACUGUAAGAUGUUCCACAGAGGUCCCCGUCAACACUGACAUCACCCUCCUGAACGUCCACAGACAGAUGGAGAAUGUUCCAUCAACACCUGUACGUGUGUACAUCUUGAACAUCUUACCCGUGGGAUCCCCGUCGACUUUCUUAGAGCUUCUGGAACAAAUCGACCAACACACGGGAGAUGUCAGUCCCAAUACAGUUACCGUCAUAUACAGUGAUGGCGGCAGGCAGAAUGCAGCCAUGUUGUGCAUCCUGAGGAAUAUUGUCCAAGGCCUGAAGUAUGACAAACGAGCUGAGAUCUACAACAACAUGAGAGCUGUGGGCCACUGUCUGGAUCAGGACAUCACGGCGGCUGACGUUGCCCUGUGUUACGACGUGGCCGCAGCCUACCUGGAGUCCCAGAACAUCUACGCCAACACAUGAUGACAACCCCGUGGAUCGCACAAAUGUUG
This is a messenger RNA of Haliotis rubra (blacklip abalone), 1118 nucleotides long. Its product is annotated as receptor-type tyrosine-protein phosphatase kappa-like. The record is from RefSeq and is a predicted model, not a curated record. NCBI's taxonomy places the organism in Eukaryota, Metazoa, Mollusca, Gastropoda, Lepetellida, Haliotidae. The transcript has 10 exons. Gene Ontology annotation, biological process: protein dephosphorylation. The coding region runs from base 34 to 1089 and encodes 351 amino acids. Gene Ontology annotation, molecular function: protein tyrosine phosphatase activity.